CUUCAAUUGCUUAAGUGAUACAACCUCGAAUAAUUACCCAUACAUAUAUGAUGUUUACUUAACGCUUACUUUUACUUUUAUUUACUGUGCUUUCUUUUAAAAUGACCAUUGUAUUCUACUAGGUACUAACCGUACAUAAACCUUUUAUUGAUCGAAUAAACCCCCCAUCCCCCCCCCGUGCGACUACGGAAUCAGUCGAAAUGUCUACCCGCGUAUUCGUGUUCCCGAGUCGAAGUUUUGCGCCGAGGUCGACUGCCUCCUCCAUAUGCGCUCAAUGCUGUCGAUCUUUCGCCUCGAGCGCGGUGCUCAACAGCGGCCACAACCGUUGGUCUAAGAUCAGGCACGAGAAGGGCGCUGCCGAUGCGAAGAAGAAUACCCAACGAAGCGGUUUCGCCAAGAAUUUAACCCUCUUUUCGAGAUUAUACGGGCCUGAUCCGAGUCUCAAUUCGCGGUUAGCCACCGUGAUCACGGCCGCAAAAAAAGCCGGCAUGCCGAAAGCCAACAUAGAAAUAGCUAUCGCACGAGGCCAGGGUAAAUCGUCGACGGGCGUUGGACUCGAGACCAUGACGCUCGAAGUCAUGAUACCGCCAGCCGUAGCCAUGGUCAUCGAGAUCGAGACGGAUAACAAGCAGCGCGUACUGCAGGACCUCAGGCUCCUGGUGAAAAAGCACAAGGGCACCGUAACGCCCACCGCGUUCCUGUUCGAUAGGCUCGGCCGCUCCGUUCUGAAAGGCAACCCCAAUGCCCACGAAGAUGCGUUUGACGACGUGUUGAUGGUCGCGGUGGAAGCCGGCGCCGAGGACGUCGAGACGGACAAGGACGGCAACGUGGUCGUAUGGACGCAGCCGCACGUCACGCAUCAGACAGCGCAAGACCUAAGCCGGGUGCUGGAUACCGAGAUCCUAAGCUGCGAAAUUGUACGGUCGCCAUCGGGGGACAAAGCCAAGCUGGACGACGAGGAGGCCGCGCAGAACAUAGCAGCGUUCUUGACGGCGCUACAGGAAUAUCCAGACGUACAAGGUGUCUAUGCCAACGCCGAAAAAGGAACGAUAAGCAAUGGGGUUUGGGACACCAUAGAAGACAAUCUCGAUACGUAGGUAAUCUGUAAUAUAUUUGUACAAUAUGUGUACAAUAUGUGUACAAUAUGUGCCUAGGUAGAUACGUAGGUAAGGUACCUUAGGUCUAAGGUAUGUAUGUAAUAUGGAACUUGUCUCCAUUCGAUUUCCUUCAUUUUUUCAGAGAGCGGAGAUGUCGUUCAGUGUUCGAGAGCUAAGUCGAAAAGUUCAAAACAUUCAAUAGCUGCGCGAUCAUGAUUAUGUUCUAAUGCCUGUUUUAUUCCGUCCUUCCCUCGAAACGCCGUCAAAGCCAAUGCCAUGUAUCUACCUAAGGUUAGGUACCUCUUAUGUUGCCCGUACUGAGGCCCCUCGCCUACUACUCCUGAUCCUCGCCCGAAGGCUGCUGCGCCUGUCGCGCCUCGUUCUCGAGCCUCUUGUCCCUAAUAUACAGCCGGCGCGCUCGCAACCGCUGCAGCUCGGCGUGGAUCUCGUCCCUGUCCAUGGGCACCUUGUUCGCCUGCUCGGGUUUGGGCCAGAAGUCGGGCACGGCGAAGCGCUCGUCGAGGUUCGUGCCGAAGUAGUACAUGAUGCCGAUCGGGAACAUGACGUACAUGCCGAACUUUUAUAUCUUGAAAACUUCGAGAUUUAAAC
Daldinia caldariorum is the source of this 1706-nucleotide messenger RNA. RefSeq names its product YebC-like protein. Gene Ontology annotation, cellular component: mitochondrion. The transcript is spliced from 5 exons. NCBI's taxonomy places the organism in Eukaryota, Fungi, Ascomycota, Sordariomycetes, Xylariales, Hypoxylaceae. Bases 201 to 1097 code for a protein of 298 amino acids. The record is from RefSeq and is a predicted model, not a curated record.